Molecule: messenger RNA, 2973 nt
Organism: Nymphaea colorata (pocket water lily)
Lineage: Eukaryota; Viridiplantae; Streptophyta; Magnoliopsida; Nymphaeales; Nymphaeaceae
Product: proline-rich receptor-like protein kinase PERK8
Exons: 10
Coding region: 393-2639 (748 amino acids)
Biological process (GO): protein phosphorylation
Molecular function (GO): protein kinase activity; ATP binding
Source: RefSeq, a predicted model, not a curated record
GAUUUUCCGAGAAUGUGUUCUUGAAUCCGCUGACACUGACCUACUCUUCCUUUAUCUAUUGAUGACAACUAGCGGCACUAGCGUUGGUAUCAUUUAGUCCACUAUAACAAUCUUUGUUUCUCUUUCUCUCUCUCUCAAUUUUGAAAAAAGAAAAAUUGUACUCUCUCUCUCGCUUUUCCAAAUAUUCAGAUCACAUGAGUGUCCAAAGGUGGACACUCUGUCCCACUAUCUAAGCACUGAUCUCGUCUUCCAAUGUCCAUGGCUGGACGGUGAGCUGCAAGAAAUGCAUAUCGCUCAUAGUUUUUCUUUUCUGAUUGAAGGGGAGAACUUUGUAUAUAAUGUAAAAUAGAAGGAGGAAGGUGUAGAAGAGUGGGAGCAGCAGAGGCUGAGAAAUGGAAGCAGCAUCUCCAUCUCCUGGUUCAGACCCUUUAUCUUCUUCGCCACCACCUUCACAAGAUGCUACAGGACCAGGCGUUUUAGCUGAUCCACCUUCUCCCAAGAACCAACAUGCACCCCCUUCUCUUCCUGAUGCAUCAGCAGCAGCACCAACGCCACCUGCUCUGGUGCCACUUCAACCUUCUGGACCUCUCGCCUCCUCUUCUCCUCCACCCCUUCUUCCCUCACAGCCUCCUCCUGCUCCUCCUCUGGUUCCUUCACCUGCUUCAUCUUCUGCUCCUCCUCCUUCGCCACCUCUUGUAUCUCCUUCACCAUCAUUGUCCUCACCAUCACCAUUGCCACCUUCUUUGCCCCUUGUUCCACCGCCACUGCCUUCCUCUCCGCCACCACCUGAAUUGACAGCUCCACCAUCUAAAGCUUCACCUUUGCCACCGUCAACCCCAUCGCCUUCGCAUUCUCCUUCGGCACCUGAUUUGCCUGUAUCUCCACCUUCACCUCCUUUACCAUCACCGUCAUCUAUAGUUUCUUCUCCUCCACCACCACCACCAUCACCACGACCACACAAGCAUCCCCUGUCCCCUGCUCGUCCGAAGCUACCACCAGCACCUGCAAACUUCUCCACAUUGCGGCACCCUCCGACAUCGCCGGCGCCGUCUAGUGCAAAGCUACCUCCUCCUCCUCUUUCUCACCCCAAGGUUCAGUCACCUCUCUCAUCUUUGAGGUCGCACCCAGCUUCGUCUUCUGCACCACCACCGUCUAGUCUCCCAAAGGCUGUGAUACCGUCAAAUAUUUCUUCCACGAAGUCAUCUAGUAUCAGUUCCAACAGCGGAUGGAGGUCUCCGACAUCGGGUUCUAGCAGGAAUUCUGCUGUGGCUAAGUUCUGUGGUGUUGUGGGAGGAGUGGCCAUUUUUGGCUUGAUUGCGCUUAUCUUGUAUAACGCCUACGCGAGGAAGAAAAGGAGAAAUCGACAUGGAUCUGCGGAUGAUUACGUUGAUUCUUUGCCUAGAAGCGUUUUGCAACACUCAGGUUCCGCUGCAGCAUUUUACAGGCACAUGGAUGAAUUAUCUGGAAGUGCUUCUUCCCACUCUAAGCAUCGGAACAUGCAAUCACCACGAUCACCUUAUCCAUUGAGAAAUGGCUCUGGAAGUGAUGGUUUUGGUACACAUAUAAGACAAGAUUCAAACGGGAUUGGUUACUCCAAAUUCUUCACUUUCCAAGAAUUAUCAGAUGCAACCAAUGGGUUUUCAGCUCAAAAAAUUUUGGGUCAAGGUGGAUUUGGGUGUGUAUACAAAGGUCGCCUACCAGAUGGAAGAGAAGUUGCAGUGAAGCAACUCAAAAUUGGUAGUACACAGGGAGAACGGGAGUUCAGAGCUGAAGUAGAGACUAUUAGUCGCAUUCAUCACCGUCAUCUGGUUUCUUUGGUAGGCUACUGCAUUGACUAUGACCAAAGAUUGCUCGUCUAUGAGUAUGUACCGAACAACACACUUGAUUAUCACCUGCAUGGAGAAAGAAGGCCUGUAAUGGACUGGAAAACAAGACUCAAGGUUGCUGCAGGUGCGGCUCGCGGAAUAGCAUACCUUCAUGAAGAUUGCCAUCCCCGUAUUAUCCACAGAGACAUAAAAUCUUCAAACAUUCUGUUGGAUGGCAAUUUUGAAGCCCAGGUUUCAGAUUUUGGUCUUGCAAAGUUGACCUUGGAUGCUGAUUCGCAUGUAACAACCCGUGUCAUGGGAACCUUUGGUUACUUGGCUCCUGAGUAUGCAUCUAGCGGCAAGUUGACUGAUAAAUCUGAUGUCUUCUCUUUUGGGGUUGUGCUACUAGAACUUAUCACAGGGCGGAAACCAGUUGAUACAUCUCGGCCUUUGGGAGAUGAGAGUCUGGUUGAGUGGGCUCGUCCUUUGUUGCAAGAUGCACUUGAGUCGACCAAUUUCCAACGGUUAGCUGAUCCAAGGCUUGAGUAUGUUGAGAAUGAGAUGUUUCGAAUGGUUGAGGCAGCAGCAGCAUGUAUACGUCAUUCUGCUGAAUUGAGACCACGCAUGGGACAGGUAGCAAGAGCGCUUAGCAGUGAAAUAGAUGUUUCAGAUUUGAACAAUGGGAUGAAACCGGGCCAGAGCAGAAUGUUUGACAAUGCAGAGAUUUCAAAAGAAAUAAGAAUGUUUAAGAAGAUGGCAUUUGGUCCAGGGUCAAGUACUUCUUUUACCAGUGCAACUGACCGAGAUUCUGGUCACUCUAGUGGGCAUCAAUGAUAGAUGCUGGUAUGUUACUUUGAGGUUCUUCAAUCAAGAACCUGUGAAUCUCAAUAUGCAAAGCUAAGGUAGGAUGAAGAUAUUUGGUGCAUGAGGCGAUGCAUUUGCAUUCAGAGGGAUCUGAUUUUGUACAGAGGCCACUGUAUUUCUUAACAUCUUUGACCUUUGGUUUUCUUUUCGUAUUUCAGCUGGUGUAGUCUCCGUCUGGCAUCUUUCUGACUGUUAUGUCACAAUGUCUAUUCCGAGGGUUGCCAUCAAUGGCCUAUUUAUCUGUAAACGAGGCUUGAGUGUUUUGGUGUGUUUUCUUGUUUACAUAUGUAUGCAAGUUUUGCUC